AUGGCAAAGCCAAACGGCGGAGCGGGCUGCGAAAGCGCGCAGCACCCAGCUCCCACAACAGCGGGUGCGCAGAUUGCCCACAACACCUUGUCCUCAUAG
Parastagonospora nodorum SN15 is the source of this 99-nucleotide messenger RNA. RefSeq lists its product as hypothetical. The transcript is spliced from 2 exons. Bases 1 to 99 code for a protein of 32 amino acids. NCBI's taxonomy places the organism in Eukaryota, Fungi, Ascomycota, Dothideomycetes, Pleosporales, Phaeosphaeriaceae. The record is from RefSeq and is a predicted model, not a curated record.